This is a messenger RNA of Homarus americanus (American lobster), 897 nucleotides long. RefSeq lists its product as uncharacterized. Bases 56 to 658 code for a protein of 200 amino acids. Gene Ontology annotation, molecular function: chitin binding. Lineage: Eukaryota; Metazoa; Arthropoda; Malacostraca; Decapoda; Nephropidae. The record is from RefSeq and is a predicted model, not a curated record. Gene Ontology annotation, cellular component: extracellular region. The transcript is spliced from 2 exons.
ACGAUGCCAACACCUGCAGCAGCACAGUGCCAACCACAGCCUCUCCACUAACACAAUGAUGACCAAGUGUAUGGCGCUGCUCACCCUCAGCUUGCUGGGAGUGACGUACGGUCAGGUAGGAUAUAACCAGCCGCCUCCUCCUCCUGCCUACUCCUACGGCGCCCCGGAGCUGAGAUCAGCCGCCUCCAGCCUGGUGGAGGAGGAAGACCCCAUAGCCGCCCUGGCUGCCCUCAUCCCCGGCGGCGGCGUCCCUGGUGAAGACUACCCGAUCCUGGCCUCUGUACCCGACACCGGCUUCUCCUGCGAGCAACAGGAGUUCCCAGGUUACUUCGCUGACACCGCCGACGAGGCCGGCUGCCAGGUCUUCCACAUCUGUCAGUUCGACGGCCGCCAGGACUCCUUCCUGUGUCCCAACGGCACCAUCUUCAACCAGCAGUACUUCGUGUGUGACUGGUGGUUCAACGUGGACUGUGCCGCCUCACAACAGUUCUUCGGCCUCAACGCUGAGAUCGGCAAGAUCCCUGAAGACGCUGUCGCUUCCUUCCGCAGUGACGUUGUGGCGCCCAGCCAGCAGUACGGCGCCCCCCAGCAGCGUCAGUCUGCCCCAGCACCACCCCCAACCCCGUCACAGUUCUACAACAGCCCCAACAGGUUGUAACUCCACACUGGCUCCACCACUGUACCACCGCCUUGUGGUGUGCCGACUUAGUCCUACAGCUUCCCUUUAGUUUAUGAACAGUAAUUUACGUCAUUUCUGUAUCUCAUAAAUUUGACUCUUUAACACUUCAUCUUCACCUUCCUCCGUGAACGCCUUCGCUGUGGUGCUGCUCGAUCAAAGGAAUUUAUUUAUCGAAAUGUAUAUAAAUAUGUAUUAUGCAAAUAAAAAAGAUAUAUAAA